CUAGCUAGUAGCGGACUGAAGCUCCCAGCCAGCAAGUGUGUAGACAACACUCACUCACACUCACGCAAACAUUUACACACUCAAGGACAAGGAUGUGUGGAACUAGAACACAUCUUCUCCCCUCGGGGCACACCUGGAGCUGGGACUGCUGGGAUUGUCAGGCGGGACGGAGAUGGAGCUUCAGAAGAUGCUCAUUGAUGAGAGGACCAAGUGUGAACUGCAUCGGCGCAACUACGAAACACUCAAGGCUGAACACAGCAGCUUGCAGGAGGAGUUGAUGCAGGUCCAGGGGGAAGUUGACUACUUGCAGGCUCAGCAAGAGAAGCUCCAGCUGCAGCUGGUGGAGAGGACAGGAGAAAUUCUGGAGCAAAACAGGGAACUGGAGGAGCUCCGACUGCAGGUGAUGACUCCUCAGCGACUGGAGUUGCUCAGAGCUCAGGUGCAGCAGGAGUUGGAGGAUCCUGUCCGAGAACGCUUCUCCAAACUGGAAGAGGAGGCAGAGAAGUACCGCACAGAGUUCAACAAGCUGCGCUACGGAUACACGCUGCUUAACGGCCAGUUUCAACACCAGAAGGAGGAAAGCACUCGUGUGCUGGAGGAGCAGAAGCUACGCUAUGAGGCGGAGAUCUCGCAUUUGGAGAAGGACAAGGAGAACCUGGUGGCUCAGUACCAGAAUUUGGAGCCACUGCAGGAGAGGAAAGAAGUGGAGGUUCUGCUUCGAGAGAAAAGCCAGCUCACCCUGCGUGUGAAGGGCCUGCAGGCGGAGGUGGUGGAGGUGCAGGCCCUCCAUCGCAACUCUGAGCAGCAGGCUGAGAAUGUUCAACGUCUUCAAAAGCGACAGCUGUCAGAAUGUCAGGCUGCUAUAAACUCUCUUGAGGCGGAGCGGCAGUCCUUGCGUCUGCGACUGGAGCGCAUGGAGAGCGAGCUGGGAGUGGCUAACGAGCAGCACAACCAGCUCACCCGCCAGUCUCACAAAGCUGAGAAACAAGUCACCUGCCUCACCAACCAGAUCGAAAGCCUGAAGCAUUCCCAUAAGAUGGAGGUGGCCAGCGUCAAACUGGAGUGUACCCGCUCUAAAGGAGAGGUGGAGAGGGCGAGAGACACCCUGAAGGGGCAACUUGAUGGUAGGGUCUUGUCAUGUUGUCAGGUGAGCAGCAGUGGCAGCUUCAUGUGUGUGUCAGGUCUGCAGACGGACGUGGAGGUGCUGAAAGCUGCGCUAGAGCGACAUAAGGAGAUUGUUGUGGAAAAAGAGAGGGAGUUGGUCAGGAAGGUGCAGUCUGCACGUGAGGAAGAAAUCUACAAAACCACUGUCUUGCAUGAAGAAAAGCUGGAGUUGGAGCACCGCCUUGCAGAGUUGGAGCAGCAGGUGGCGCUGCAGGAUACCAAAGAGCAAGCCCAGAAAGAGGAAUGGGAGGAGCAUCUUCGCAUCGCCCAAAAAGGGGAGGAGUCUGUGCGCAAAGAACUGCAGACACUCAAAAGCAGAUUCAAGCUGCAAAGCGGUCAGCUGCAGGAGCUGGAGAGACAGACAUCGCUGAUGACGGACCUGAAGCAGAAACAGCAGGAACUCUGCGGGGAACUUGGAACUUUGUCGCGCUCUGAAGCUGAGCUGAUGGAAGCAAACCAGCACCUGAGGGCCAAACUGGACAACAUGAGGGAGGAGCUGAGGAACGUCCGAGCUCAAGCAGAGAGGAGCCAACACGAGGCUGAGAGGCGGGUGGAGGAGAGUCACAUGGAGUGGUUGGAGGACAAACACAAGCUGCAGGAGCACCAGGCCAAGCUAGAAGAGAAGUACUCUCAGCUGAAAGAAAAGCUGCACAAGGCAGCUGUCGCUCAGAAGAAGAGGAGAAGUCAGAGAGAGAAGAAAGAGAAGAGUCUACAGAAUACAAUCCAGCUGCUAGAAGCACAAAUGGAACAAAUCAAACUGGAAGCUGCUGCUGCCAACAAACGUCCUCUUCAGUGGGAGGAGCAUGCUCAGAUGCGCAGGAGGUUACGGGAACUUCAGAGAAGACACGACGAGUUCCGGCGCCUCCUGCUGGGCGACCACAGUUCCUUCACCUUUGGCCCCGCCCUUCUGACCUCCACACAAAAGCCCUUUGUGGUGAGGGACAUACCUGGAGACAUAGUGGAGGAAGAGGAGAUGCUUCUGCUGCGUCAGCGCAUGGACCAGCUGGAUGUAGCUCAGCAGCAGCAGCUCCAAGAACUGGGAGGUCUGGUGCACCAGGACCCUCAGGUGGACCUCUGACACCAGGACCCUCAGGUGGACCUCUGACACCUGGACCCUCAGGUGGACCUCUGACACCAGGACCCUCAGGUGGACCUCUGACACCUGGACCCUCAGGUGGACCUCUGACACCAGGACCCUCAGGUGGACCUCUGACACCAGGACCCUCAGGUGGACCUCUGACACCAGGACCCUCAGGUGGACCUCUGACACCAGGACCCUCAGGUGGACCUCUGACACCUGGACCCUCAGGUGGACCUCUGACACCAGGACCCUCAGGUGGACCUCUGACACCAGGACCCUCAGGUGGACCUCUGACACCUCACAUGACAGGUCUUGUACAUACUGUUUACACACAUGUAUAUCUGUAACACACCACUGAAACUAUGACACUACACUCAGGGAAAUACUACAUCUUGUACAAAGUACACAAAUACUACAUCUUGUACAAAGUACACAAAUACUACAUCUUGUACAAAGUACACAAAUACUACAUCUUGUACACAAGCAGUGAAGUUGUGUAAAUGGUAAAUAAAAAGAGAAUACAACAAAUGCUUUUCAACUUAUAUUCAAUUGAAUAGACUGCAAAGACAAGAUAUUUCAUGUUCACACUGAGAAACUUUAUUUGUUGUAAAUAAUCAUGAACUUUGAGUUUAAUGGCAGCAACACGUUGCAAAAAAGGCAUUUUUACCAGUGUGUUACAUGGCCUUUCCUUUUAACAACACUCAGUAAAGGUUUGGGAACUGAGGAGACACAUUUUUGAAGUGGAAUUCUUUCCCAUUCUAGCUUAAGUUGUUCAACAGUCUCCCUUCUCAUAUUUUAGCCUUCACACAUUUUCAAUGUCUGGACUACAGGCAGGCCAGCCUAGUACCUGCACUCUUUUACUAUGAAGCCACGCUGUUGCAACACGAAAUAAGCAGGGGUGUCCAUGAUAACAAUGCUUGGAUGGCAACAUACACCAGCAGAU
Nerophis lumbriciformis (worm pipefish) is the source of this 3188-nucleotide messenger RNA. Its product is annotated as centrosomal protein of 83 kDa-like. Gene Ontology annotation, cellular component: ciliary transition fiber; Golgi apparatus; centrosome. Gene Ontology annotation, biological process: establishment of centrosome localization; cilium assembly. The record is from RefSeq and is a predicted model, not a curated record. Lineage: Eukaryota; Metazoa; Chordata; Actinopteri; Syngnathiformes; Syngnathidae.